CUGCGCGCUGCUGCUGCUGCUGUCCUCCGCCCUGCUCCGCCGCGGCUGCUGGGCGCGCUUCGCUGCCGAGCCGGACUCGGAGGAGGACGGAGAGGAACUGGUGGCGUUCCCCGAGUCGCCCUUGCAGAGCCCCACGGUGCUCGUGGCUAUCCUCGCCCGCAAUGCCGCUCACACGCUGCCUCACUUCCUCGGCUGCCUGGAGCGGCUGGACUACCCCAAGAACAGGAUGGCCAUCUGGGCAGCCACCGAUCACAAUGUGGAUAACACGACAGAGAUACUCAGGGAGUGGCUGAGAAACGUCCAGAGGCAGUAUCACUACGUGGAGUGGAGGCCGAUGGAUGCCCCCGAGUCUUACCCUGAUGAAAUCGGACCAAAGCACUGGCCAAGUUCCCGGUUUGCCCAUGUCAUGAAACUGCGACAAGCAGCCCUUCGAACUGCGAGGGAAAAAUGGUCAGACUACAUCCUGUUCAUAGAUGUCGACAAUUUCCUGACGAAUCCGCAGACCCUGACCCUGAUGAUUGCAGAGAACAAAACCAUUGUGGCCCCCAUGCUGGAGUCCCGAGGCCUGUACUCUAACUUCUGGUGUGGGAUCACACCUCAGGGCUUCUAUAAGCGGACACCGGACUACCUUCAGAUUAGAGAGUGGAAGAGGAUGGGCUGCUUCCCCGUCCCCAUGGUCCACUCCACCUUCCUGAUUGACCUCAGGAAAGAAGCCUCCACCAAGCUGGCUUUCUACCCCCCACACCAGGACUACACCUGGACCUUUGAUGACAUCAUCGUUUUUGCCUUCUCCAGCAGGCAAGCAGGCAUCCAGAUGUACCUCUGCAACAAGGAGCACUAUGGCUACCUGCCCAUUCCUCUGAAGCCCCAUCAGACACUGCAGGAAGACAUCGAGAACCUCAUCCAUGUGCAGAUAGAAGCAAUGAUUGACCGACCUCCAAUAGAACCUUCCCCGUUUGUGUCAGUUGUCCCGAAGUAUCCAGACAAGAUGGGAUUUGAUGAGAUCUUCAUGAUCAACCUCAAACGCAGGAAGGACCGGCGUGACAGGAUGCUGCGCACGCUCUAUGAACAGGAGAUUGAGGUCAAGAUCGUGGAGGCCGUGGAUGGGAAGGCUCUCAACACAAGCCAGCUGAAGGCCUGGAACAUUGAGAUGCUACCAGGCUACCGUGAUCCCUACUCCUCCAGGCCUUUAACGCGGGGUGAAAUUGGCUGCUUCCUUAGUCACUUCUCUGUCUGGAAAGAGGUUAUUGACCGGGACCUGGAGAAGACGCUCGUCAUCGAGGACGAUGUGCGCUUUGAGCACCAGUUUAAGAAGAAGCUCAUGAAGCUGAUGGAUGACAUUGACAAGGCUCAGCUGGACUGGGAACUGAUUUACAUCGGCAGGAAAAGAAUGCAAGUCAAAGAGCCAGAGAAAGCGGUGCCCAAUGUUGUAAAUCUGGUUGAAGCUGACUACUCCUACUGGACACUGGGCUACGCCAUCUCUUUGGAAGGAGCACAGAAGCUUGUUGGAGCGGAUCCCUUUGGGAAGAUGCUGCCAGUGGAUGAGUUUCUGCCAAUCAUGUACAACAAGCAUCCGGUAGCCGAGUACAAGGAGUUUUACAAAUCCAGAGACUUGAAAGCUUUCUCCGUGGAGCCCUUGCUCAUCUACCCCACGCACUACACGGGCCAGCCUGGCUAUCUGAGCGACACAGAAACGUCCACCAUCUGGGACAACGAGACAGUGGCCACUGACUGGGACAGGACACAUUCCUGGAAGUCCCGGAAGCAAGGACACAUCCACAGCAAGAACACAGAAGCACUGCCGCCGCCGACUUCUCUGGACACUGCGCCUUCAAGGGACGAGCUCUGAAAGCUCCUGGGAGCAGUGUCUACAUGGUUCACCACUGAAUGGCUUUUCUGAAGGGAUGCUCUUGUUUCUUCCAGGUUUUUUGUUUGUUGAUUGGUUGGGUUUUUUUUUUUUUAAGAGAGAUGAUUGUCAUCUAAUCAAAGUGAUUUUCAUGUGAUUGAUAAAUUAAUAUACUUUAAAUAGUGAAGAACAGAGAAAUUAGAACCCAAAUUCCCUGGGAUACCUUUACUGGAAUGGCCAAGUUAAACCUCAGUCCAAAUGCCCAGUUCUGCUCACUAGCCAUAGAAUGCUGUUUGCCACACAGAUGUGGCAACGGUUCAUAUUCUUGUCCAAGAGAUGGCACCACCAAGCGGUCACAGCAGUAAGUGGGCAGUCAAUGCAGACAAGCCUUUGGACCUGGUUACUUAUCUGAGUGGUCCAUUUUAUGUGACAGAUGUGACCCUGAGAAUGUCAAGUCAUCUAAACUACACUUAUUGGUCUAUUUUAUGUGACCUUGAACAUUGGCCUAUGUAACAAAUGCCUGGGAGUGGGGAAAUCAAAUCAUUAAUUUGGCUUUUAUUGAAAGGAGCUCUGUCAUGAACCUACUACAAAGUGGGUGCUUCCCUUCUUGGCCUCCUUAUCCGAUGGAAUGAGUAGCUGGCUUGGGCUGGGAUGUGGCUCUUGACUAUCAUGGCAGCUAGAUCUCUCAGUAAAACGUCUAGUUUCCAUGUGGCUAUGAUAUUUAGAUAUUUAUGAGGGGAAUGUCUUAGUCUUUGGCAUUUUUAUUGUGGCUUCUUGAGUCCAAUAUGUACUAUUUAUAAAGAAAACGGUAAUAUAUACGAGGUAAGCAAUGGGGCGAUUCCAGCUCUGUGUGGGGGUCCCUCCCUGCUCCAGCCCCUCCCGCCCUUUGCAUCACUCCCUUCCCUGGGAAUGAGCUGCAGGUGUGACUUUAAUAUGUCACUGUUAAGAGGCAGAACACAUUCCAGGCUCACAAUCGCCCUCGUCUUGGAUUGUCAUUGUAUUCUGGAUUAUUUAUUUUACAAAUUUGUAAAACAAAAACAAAACAAAACAAAAAACAAAAACAUUGUAGGAUGAGGCAGAGAAACCGGUGUCCCAGGCUCUCAUCCCAUGUUGGGGGACUGCAGUGGAGCGAGGUGGGUCCGAUCAUCUGAGUUUUCUGGAUUUCUCAGCAGGGUCUUUGCAGGGAAGAGCACUGGUGAAAGAGGCUAGCGCUAAAUUAUUCUCCAGGGAGUGCGGGAGGCCUUGAUCCAGACAAUAGGUUUAAGUUGACGAUCUGUAACUCUUCCAAGUCAAAAAAUCUUAGACACCCUUUCUCAAAAGAUGGCCCCUACACGCCUUCCUAAUUUCUUCAUAGACUGAUUUUAUAUCAGAUGCAACGUCGGACUGUGUCAUGGUGCCCAGACUCACAGUCGUGUCUGAGAGCAUCUGGCUUCACCUCAGCCACCUGGUUGUGGCGGCCUUCUCUACCAGCUGGUCAGCUGGAGCUGAGAAGCCAAGAAGCCAGGCUUAGUCAGCUCCAGUUUACUUCUUCUCCUUUAGAACAAAGCAAGAGCGCUGGAGAGCUCGUGAGAAACCUUAGGCAAUCCCUGGGCCUCCUUGGGUGUUUGGUAUUUUGUCUCUAAUCUGAAUGUGCGUGAGUGUGCCUGGCUUUAACUGUGUUGUUUUUUUUUUAUUUUUGUUUUCUAGAGGGUGGAAGGUGCGCUAGGAGUGGGGAGAGACUGGGUUGCUUUUGUGGUGUUCUUGUUGUUGUUGUUGUUAUUGUUGUUUUAAUGGAGAACCUUGCCCUGUCAGCUGGUCUGAUGGAUUUAAGACUUUCCAUUUUUAAAAGACAUUGGGUUUCACUUCUAGAAUUUUAGGUUAGGACCUUUCUGACUGUGAAUAAAGAUCUGUCUGUUUGU
Messenger RNA from Myodes glareolus (Bank vole), 3744 nucleotides. RefSeq names its product collagen beta(1-O)galactosyltransferase 2 (gene Colgalt2). Lineage: Eukaryota; Metazoa; Chordata; Mammalia; Rodentia; Cricetidae. Gene Ontology annotation, molecular function: procollagen galactosyltransferase activity. The record is from RefSeq and is a predicted model, not a curated record.